UCUUCUUCACAGAAAGCAGCUGAUGGACGACCCUCAAAGAGGCUAAAAUGUGAAAAAAACAGUCCAGUAAAAUCAGAACUAGAAAGACUUACACGUGGAAGUGGAAACCUUGCUGCAUUGGGGGAAACAUCUAAAACAUCCGAUGGGGAUCAACCUUCAGAAGAUCGCGGAAUCUGCAAUAUAAUUCAACAGAAAAAAGGUGAAAGCAUUCCAGAGACUAAUGAAGACAAACAGGAAAAGGAGCACAGUGUUGCUCUCAAGACACAUGCAGUGAAAUCAAGCAGUGCUCCAUCAAAAACAGACAGUGAUGAAAAUCUGGACAAUCCUGGCUGCAGUGAAGAGGAGAGCAGCUGUGAGAGUGUACUUUCAGAUAGGUCUAGCUUGGAGGAUAGAGAUCGCCCAAAGAAGCCGCUACAGCUAGGCACUAGUGCUUUCUUGGAUGAAGACAGCAACCAGCCGAUGCCAGUGGACCGGUUCUUUGGAGAUGUCCAGUUUAUACAGGAUCUCCCAGCAGUUUCACUCCCAAGCACAACAAUGAGCAGGAGAGAAUUCCGAAAGCUACAUUUCAUUGCAAAGGAAGAGGAGGAGGAGGAGGAAGAGGAUGUCAUCUAA
This is a messenger RNA of Phaethon lepturus (White-tailed tropicbird), 612 nucleotides long. It is a transcript of the gene CUNH1orf174, whose product is annotated as chromosome unknown open reading frame, human C1orf174. The record is from RefSeq and is a predicted model, not a curated record. The annotation marks the transcript as partial. The transcript has 2 exons. NCBI's taxonomy places the organism in Eukaryota, Metazoa, Chordata, Aves, Phaethontiformes, Phaethontidae.